Molecule: messenger RNA, 2277 nt
Organism: Parathielavia appendiculata
Lineage: Eukaryota; Fungi; Ascomycota; Sordariomycetes; Sordariales; Chaetomiaceae
Exons: 1
Coding region: 1-2277 (758 amino acids)
Biological process (GO): wybutosine biosynthetic process
Molecular function (GO): FMN binding; 4 iron, 4 sulfur cluster binding; catalytic activity
Source: RefSeq, a predicted model, not a curated record
AUGUCGACCCUGUUUGUUCUGAGUCUGCUGCGGACAUAUUUACAUUCGACUCAGCAACGAGAGCCGUUGCGGGUGCUGCAAAAGGUGUACGAGAAAUCGGCCCAAAACGGAAGCCUUGCCACAGACGGAAAUCCCAAGGUGUCGGAGAAGGAGGACAAAUCCAAGGAAUCAGAAAGCGCAGGGGUGGAAAAUGGCAAGAGUCGGACAAAGCAAGGGCCGAAACGGAUAAAAGGCGACAUCAGCAGGAGAGCAAGCAGGAACGGAGAGGCUGGGAGUGUGGCUCACAAGAUCCAAGCUUUAGUAUUUUAUUCAUCCUUGACGGCCAGCACAGAGAAGAUUACCAAGUCUUUGGCACAGGAGCUGGCAGCUUCCUUGGGCUGCACCGACGACGAGGAAUUCGACUCCGCAUUCCUCCCACCGAAAGUGCUGGAUCUGGCUGAGGUUGACUACGACGAAUACUUUAUCACACCCCCAAAAACCGACUACGAGCAGGUCGACUUCUUUUAUCUCUUUGCUAUCCCGAGUUACAACAUUGACAGCAUAAACGACAAUUUCCUUGAGCAUCUCAAGGAGACACAUCACGACUUCCGCAUCGACACGUCGCCGCUUGCUCCCAUUCUAGGGUACUCGGUGUUUGGCUUUGGUGACAGGGAAGGCUGGCCGACUGAAGAAGAAGGUUUCUGCUUUCAGGCUAAGGAGGUCGACAAGUGGAUGGCGAAGCUCACCGGACGGAAGCGGGCAUACCCGCUUGGCAUGGGCGACUGGAAGCGGGAUGGCAAGGAAAGAUUGUUGGAAUGGAGGACUGGGUUAACGGACGUCUUGAAGCAGUUGGAACGGACUGGAAGCUUGGGAGACGGGGUCCCAGGUUCUGGAGAUCCAUUGGAAAGCGACGACGAGGAGGAGGCUGAAGACGAUGGCGAGGUGGUCGUUGAGGAGGUAUCCAUUUCCAAAGCGACGAAAGGGCGUGGUGCUGGCAGUAUCGAGGAUGUCGAAGACAUUGGCCGAAUCAUGGAGAUGUCACGGACAGACGACCCCGGCCAAAAGCCAGCAGCGACACUCGCCAUCGACUUCACCAGCGAGGGCAAGCAGGUAACCAAGAAGACCGUCGCCGUCACAAUCAAGGAAAUGGUGCCAAAGAGCUCGCCCACCUACGCUGCCCUGACCAAGCAGGGUUACUCGAUCGUCGGUUCCCACUCAGGGGUCAAGAUCUGCCGCUGGACGAAAUCCGCUCUGCGCGGCCGGGGAUCCUGCUACAAAUUCUCCUUUUACGGCAUCAAUUCACACCAAUGCAUGGAGUCCACCCCAUCUCUCUCCUGCUCUAACAAAUGCGUCUUCUGUUGGCGCCACGGCACCAACCCCGUCGGCACGACCUGGCGGUGGGUGGUGGACCCGCCCCAACUGAUCUUUGACGGGGUCAAAGAGAACCACUACAAAAAGAUCAAGAUGAUGCGCGGCGUGCCGGGGGUCCGGGCCGAGCGCUUCGCUGAGGCCAUGCGCAUCCGGCACUGCGCCCUCUCGCUCGUCGGCGAGCCUAUAUUCUAUCCGCACAUCAACGAGUUUCUGCGGCUGCUUCAUGGCGAGCGCAUCUCAUCCUUCCUCGUCUGCAACGCCCAGCACCCGGACCAGCUCGCGGCGCUGCAGCAUGUCACGCAACUGUACGUCAGCAUCGACGCGUCCAACCGUGAGUCGCUCCGCCGCAUCGACCGCCCGCUGCACCGCGACUUCUGGGAGCGCUUCCAGCGCUGCCUCGACAUCCUUCGCGAGCGCCGCGUCCGCCAGCGCACCGUCUUCCGCCUGACGCUGGUCAAGGGUUUCAACAUUGACGACGAGGCCGAGGGGUACGCCGACCUGGUCGAGAGAGGCCUGCCGUGCUUUGUCGAGGUCAAGGGCGUGACCUACUGCGGCACCUCGACGUCGAGCAGCGCGGGGCUGACUAUGGCAAAUGUGCCGUUCUACCAGGAGGUGUGCGACUUUGUCGUGGCGCUGGAGAAGGCGUUGCGGAAGAGGGGGCUAGCGUAUGGGAUCGCGGCCGAGCACGCGCACAGUUGCUGUAUCCUGCUUGCUAGCGAGCGGUUCAGGGUGGAUGGCAGGUGGCAUACGCUGAUUGAUUAUGAUCGGUUCUUCGAGCUGCUGGAGGAGAAAGGACCGGAUGGGGAAUUCACUCCCGAGGAUUACAUGGGCCCGCCGACCCCUGAGUGGGCGACCUGGGGGAAUGGAGGGUUUGAUCCGAGAGAUCAGAGAGUGGAUAAAAAGGGGCGGCCAAUCGAGGCGGUCUAG